GGAUUCAUUGUCAGCAGAGUUUUUAUUUUAUAAUUAUUCUUCCUUUGUAUGUAUGCUUAAAAAGUAAAUAAUAAUAAUAAUAAAUGUUUUAGUUAAAAUAUACCAGAUUCACCCGAUUUUUGCUGUCACUCUUUUUCUUGCCAACCAGGGUUCUGCUGAAUCUCAUCUUCUAUCCCAUCAGGAUCCUCAUUUUCUUCAAGCAUGGCAGCCGACGACAUAUACACGAAUGAUGGGACCGUUGAUUGUCACAAGAAGCCCGCUAUUAAGAAGGAAACUGGAAAUUGGAGAGCUUGCAAAUUUGUCCUUGGAACUGAGUGCUGCGAGAGAUUGGCAUACUAUGGAAUGAGUACCAAUCUCGUUAACUAUCUACAGGAGCGUUUUAACGAAGAUAAUGUCACUGCGUCGAAUAAUGUUACAAAUUGGUCUGGUACAUGCUAUAUCACACCACUGAUAGGUGCCUUUCUAGCUGAUGCAUUCAUGGGAAGAUACUGGACAAUUGCAAUUUUCUCAAUUAUCUAUAUUCUUGGAAUGACACUCUUAACAUUAUCGGCAUCUGUCAGUGGCCUUAAGCCGGUAUGUGAUGAAAAUGGUAGUUGCCAUGCAACAUCAGCUCAAUCCGCAGUCUGCUUUCUAGCACUGUACAUGGUUGCUCUUGGAACGGGUGGCAUCAAACCAUGCGUAUCAUCCUUUGGUGCAGAUCAAUUUGAUGAAACUGAUGAGAAAGAGAAAAAGAAAAAGAUUUCUUUUUUCAACUGGUUCUACUUUUCAAUUAACGUUGGUUCACUUGUUGCCUCUUCAGUUUUAGUCUGGAUACAAAUGAAUGUAGGUUGGGGAUGGGGACUGGGCAUCCCUGCAGUUUCCAUGGCCAUUGCUAUUGCAUUUUUCUUUGCAGGCAGUCAUUUAUAUCGGUUCCAAAGACCUGGAGGGAGUCCCUUAACUCGGAUUGCCCAGGUGCUGGUUGCAUCUGUGAGAAAAUCUCAUGUUAAAGUUCCUGAUGACAAGACUCUUCUCUAUGAGAUAACAGACAAGGAAUCAAAUAUUCAAGGAAGUCGCAAGCUCGAGCACACAGGAAAGUUCAAGUAUCUUGAUAAGGCUGCUGUGCAAACUGAAUCCGACUAUGCAAAGGAUGCUGUGAAUCCAUGGAGACUCUGCACCGUUACUCAAGUGGAGGAGCUGAAGGGUGUUAUCAAUUUGCUACCUGUAUGGGCAUCUGGGAUAAUUUUCUCGACUGUAUAUGGUCAGAUGGGCACCAUGUUCAUUCUUCAAGGAAACACGCUUGACCAACACAUUGGCCCGAACUUCAAAAUCCCAUCAGCAUCCCUCUCCCUGUUUGAUACUCUAAGCGUCCUAUUCUGGGCACCUGUUUAUGGCAGCUACAUAAUUCCCAUUGCAAGGAAAUUCACAGGCCAUGAACAAGGUUUUACUCAGCUCCAAAGAAUGGGCAUCGGUCUCGUCAUAUCUACCAUUGCCAUGCUUGUUGCAGGGGCUUUAGAAGUCGCUCGGCUUGACUAUGUUAGGCGGAAUAAUCUUUAUGACCUUGAGGUUAUUUCCAUGUCAAUCUUCUGGCAAGUUCCGCAGUACUUUCUUGUUGGUUGUGCAGAAGUGUUCACUUUCAUUGGACAGAUAGAGUUCUUCUAUGAUCAGGCACCUGACGCGAUGAGAAGCUUGUGCUCAGCACUUUCUCUUACAACCAUGGCGGUCGGUAGUUACUUAAGCACCCUUCUUGUCAAUAUCGUAACUGCAGUGACAACUAAAGAUGGAAAGCUUGGUUGGAUUCCAGAAAACUUGAAUAAAGGCCAUCUCGACUAUUUCUUCUGGCUCUUGGCAAUCCUUAGCUUCUUAAACUUUCUUGUGUAUCUAUGGAUCGCAAGGUGGUAUACAUACAAAAAGGCUGCCGUGGAUCCUUGAGAGAUCAACUAGCAAGUCUGGCAAUCCUAAUGUUUAAUCUGCUAUCUUCAUACAAAUUGUUUCUUAAGAUGAUGUGAAUGAUAUAUUAAUUUGGGUACAAUUGUUUGGAUUUUCAGAUAUCUGCAUAUUAAGUUUAGGCUGUCUAGUAAUUAAGCUUCUG
Messenger RNA from Daucus carota subsp. sativus, 2068 nucleotides. Its product is annotated as protein NRT1/ PTR FAMILY 8.1. Gene Ontology annotation, molecular function: tripeptide transmembrane transporter activity; dipeptide transmembrane transporter activity. NCBI's taxonomy places the organism in Eukaryota, Viridiplantae, Streptophyta, Magnoliopsida, Apiales, Apiaceae. Gene Ontology annotation, cellular component: membrane. The transcript has 5 exons. The record is from RefSeq and is a predicted model, not a curated record. Gene Ontology annotation, biological process: dipeptide transport; transmembrane transport. Bases 202 to 1908 code for a protein of 568 amino acids.